GAUCAAUAGACGGACGAUGUUGAGACGUAGGCUAUGAGUGAGAUAUCCAGGCGAUGAUGUAGGGACACUGAGCACAGCCGCCCAAAACCUCCGCCUUCCAACGCCAGACCGGAGAUCACCGUGCGGCUGGAGUCCACACUUCAUGGACAUGCAUAUAUGACUAAUGUGCGAUCUGGUGAGUUACAUCGCCGUCUCACAUACAACCCCACAUUUUGGAAGACUCGGCACUCGCAACAAGCCGCAAUCGAUGCAUCAUUCUCCCUGCCAUCCCCAGGCUAUGGCGAUGUGCCAGAUCUUGGAUCUCUGGUCGCCCGUCGCACAGUCUCGAGCGCUUCAAAUCCGCAACUUCACCUCCGCAACCUACCAGGAAUUCAAAGCAAGAGAUCAGAGAAGGGAACUUAGGAAGAUGCAAAAAUCCAAAUCAGUGAUACAGGAGCUCGAAGUCGCCAGAUUGGGCCUCUGGUGUCAGAUCGAGGUGUCGCGUGCGCAAAAACACAAUCCUUGCCCAAAAGGUAUUGCUGACACCGACGAAUACUGAAUCGGACGUGCACGAAAACAUCUCACACAAUAGAUCCUAUGGAGUCGAACCUUUGAUGACAGUCCCUCACCAGCAGAGUACUAGCCAACACGCAGGUUGUCGACAAUACGUCGAACCGUGAGAGUCUUCACUCAAACUCCUGCAAUGCGGUUUCCGUCCACGUCCACAGUUCCUCGCCUAGCUUCUUGC
Molecule: messenger RNA, 727 nt
Organism: Dissoconium aciculare CBS 342.82
Lineage: Eukaryota; Fungi; Ascomycota; Dothideomycetes; Mycosphaerellales; Dissoconiaceae
Exons: 1
Coding region: 164-538 (124 amino acids)
Source: RefSeq, a predicted model, not a curated record